GAGGGCGAGGGGCAGGCUCCAUGCGCCCGCGCCGCGGCCUGCGACACCAGCUCUCGAACGCAUGCGCCACUCCUCCACCACUCGUCGGCCGGCUCGCAACAUGACGACGCAACUCCUGCACAUGUUCCUACUGCUGAUAGCAGUGACUGCUGAACCGGCCCCUGGUCGAGUUCCGAAGGUCUACAACGCCCUCAUUACGUCCAACCAGAACUUGGAGCCCAGCAAAGCCUACCCCGUGUAUCAGCCUGUGCUUCAUGAAUCAUAUUACCCUUUCCAACCGGCGAUAUUUUAUGGGGAUUUCCCUCUUGGCAAUGGAAUUCACCGAGAAACCGCGCAUCCAAAAGACCCUAUGCCACAAAUACCAAGAGAUCCUGUUCCCCAGGAACCAGCCUCAUCAGAGCUGCCUCCCCCGCCGCCGUCUCCAGAGCCUUCAGAACAACCGCAGAACGAAGCAUCCACAUUGCCUCCGCCACCACCCACCACCCAAUCACCUAUUCCUUUAAAUGAAUUUGGUUUACCCCCACAAGUUUUACCCCUGGGACGAAUAGACCCCGCUUAUCAAGGGUUCUCUCAAGUUGGGCCAUUCACAUACACAUACCCGAGCUUCAGAUUCUAUGAUCCAUUUGACCCGUUCAGUUAUAGCCCGUAUGCUCCUUUACCAUUGUAUCGGCCACUUGGUAAUGUUUUAGGACAGUCAGCACCUGUGUUCAUAGGAAAGGAAGCCAUUCCUACCGCUGCUCCGGCGCAGAGGAACCCUGAACCGACAGCUAGCACUCCUCCACCGGAACCGAGCGAUCUGAAUAUUUUGAACUUCGAGUCUAAGGAUCCUGCCAUUCCCAACGUACCACCUCCUCCGUUACCACAAGGAGGUCUAAAGUCUGAUAAAUCUGCUUAGUAAUAAAUACUUGUGUGUCACAUUGAUAUCUUAAAUCAAAGAAGGUCAGAGUUGUAAUUAAUUUAAGACAGAUCUGAGGCAAGAAAAAGUUCCUGGAGAUUAUUUAAUUUAUUAUACCAAUACUUUUACCUUUUGUAUUUUUUAUAAUUCGUCGUAUCGAUGUAUAAUUUAACAUUUGGA
Molecule: messenger RNA, 1075 nt
Organism: Amyelois transitella
Lineage: Eukaryota; Metazoa; Arthropoda; Insecta; Lepidoptera; Pyralidae
Exons: 3
Coding region: 62-895 (277 amino acids)
Source: RefSeq, a predicted model, not a curated record